CUAAUACGUAGCGCGCACGGAUUCACUAAUAGAAUUUCAUUACGCGUUUUCAAUUGUGGUAACAAAGUGUUGUUGCUACAACUUUUUUUUUAAGCAAAAUGGCUCCCGUUGCUCAGAUGGUUGAUAUGAAUGCUACUGUACCUAAUAACACAAUUUUGUUUGAUGUGUCAAAAAAAGAGAUUUUUACUCCAAAUAAUGGUUUUAAAUCUUGGAGUAGAAAAAUAAAAAACAAUUGGAAAGUUGUUAUAAAUAAAGAUGAAAUUUCUAAAGAAAAGUUAUCUAGUGUGAAGGUGCUGGUUCUUGCAAGUCCAAGAGAAAAGUUUAAAGUUUCAGAGUUUGAAGCCAUGAAAAGUUAUCUAGAAAAUGGAGGAAGCAUUCUUGCAAUGUUAAGUGAAGGAGGAGAACAAAAGACAAAAACAAAUCUUAAUUUUAUGCUUGAAGAAUAUGGUAUUAUGGGAAACACAGAUUCUGUUAUUCGUACCAGUUAUUAUAAGUAUCUUCAUCCUAAGGAAGCUUUAAUACCAAAUGGAGUACUAAAUAGGGAAAUAAAUUAUGCUGCUGGUAAAAAGCGCAUUGGUGGAAGUUCAUUAUCUGAUGCUGAUGUUCCUCAUUCCCAAUCUUGUUUGUCUUUUGUGUAUCCAUAUGGUGCUACACUAGCUGUGGAUAAACGGUCAUCAGCUGUUUUAUCUACAGGUAGUGUUUGCUUGCCGCUAUUUAGACCCAUUUGUGCAUUUCAUUCUACCAAGAACCAUCGAGGAAAAUUAUGUGUCAUUGGUUCGUGUCAUAUAUUUAAUGACCAAUAUAUUGACAAAGAAGAAAAUGCAAAGUUGUUGGAUGUUAUCACAAAAUGGCUUUCUACAGAUGAUAUUAAACUUAAUGCUAUAGAUGCAGAAGAACCAGAGAUAAAUGAUUAUAACUAUGUACCUGAUACUAUUGCCUUAAGUGAACGUUUACGAGUUUGUUUACAAGAAGGAGAAGAGGUUCCUAACGAUUUUACUCAUUGCUUUCAAGAACAACAAUACAACCUAGAUACUUCUAUGCUGCCAGCUACUCUUAGAGCGUUUAAAGAAUUAAAUGUUAAGCAUGAAACAUUAACUCUUAUUUCACCUCAGUUUGAAACUCCUCUGCCGCCUCUCGAACCAGCGGUUUUUCCUCCUCAAUUUCGUGAACUUCCAGGACCUACAUUAGACUUAUUUGACUUAGAUGAGGCUUUCUCGUCAGAGCAUGCGCGAUUGGCACAGCUCGCUCAUAAAUGCUCAGAUGAAGAUUUAGAGUAUUUUGUGAGAGAAUGUGGUGACAUACUUGGUGUAACAAAUAAACUUUCAGCAGAAUCACGUGAUGCAAAACAUAUACUAGAAUACAUAUUUGCUCAAGUUGUAGAAUUUAAAAAGUUAAACCAGGACACAGAGAUGGAUGAGACCCAAGACACUGGUGAUGUGCAGUAUUGAUUUCAAUUUCCAUCAGACCAAGUUAUAACUAUACUCCCUUCUACAUUAUUGCUUAAAAAAACUAA
Messenger RNA from Hydra vulgaris (swiftwater hydra), 1513 nucleotides. Its product is annotated as intraflagellar transport protein 52 homolog. Gene Ontology annotation, biological process: cilium assembly; intraciliary transport. NCBI's taxonomy places the organism in Eukaryota, Metazoa, Cnidaria, Hydrozoa, Anthoathecata, Hydridae. Gene Ontology annotation, cellular component: intraciliary transport particle B; centriole; cilium. The record is from RefSeq and is a predicted model, not a curated record.